Molecule: messenger RNA, 624 nt
Organism: Macrosiphum euphorbiae (potato aphid)
Lineage: Eukaryota; Metazoa; Arthropoda; Insecta; Hemiptera; Aphididae
Source: the annotation of a GenBank genome assembly
AUGGCCUUAGAACCUGGAUUGAAUUACGACAAACACAAACAUUGUGUUUUUGGCUUGGAAGAUUAUGGACAUUUAAGACAACCGUCAUUUGCUGAUCAUGUUUUGACAUUCAUGAUUCAAGGGCUUAAUAAAAAGUUCAAACAACCGAUAUGUUUUUAUUUUGUUAAGGGUACAAUAAAAACACUUGAACUUAAAAGAUGUAUAGAAGAAGUUGUACUUGGUAUACUUAGUACUGGUUUAAAUAUUGUGGCCACAGUUUCUGAUCAGGGUGCUACCAACGUAGCCGCCAUUAAUAUUUUGAUGAAGGAAGCAAAACAGAAUUCUGAAAUGCAUGAAGGUUAUUUCAUUAAAAAACACAAAUUAAUACAUGUCUAUGAUCCCCCUCAUCUGUUGAAAUCUAUUCGUAACAAUUUAUUGACGAAAAAUGUUACGUUCACAUGGCGUGGUGAGCAACAGAUGGCCAAAUGGGAUUAUUUUGUCAAUACAUAUGAAAUCGACAAGACAUAUGAAGAUUUGGAGUUACGUAAUUUGGCAAAAAUCACAGAAGCUCAUGUAUAUCCUAACAAAAUAAAAAAAAUGAAGGUUGCUUUGGCAUCACAAAUAUUUAGCCAUAAAGUCGCAUAA